Phaedon cochleariae (mustard beetle) is the source of this 2154-nucleotide messenger RNA. Lineage: Eukaryota; Metazoa; Arthropoda; Insecta; Coleoptera; Chrysomelidae. The record is from the annotation of a GenBank genome assembly.
AUGGAUUCAGCUGAUAGUGCUGCUGGGAAUUCGCAGGAUGACAAGAAGAAAGCCAUCAAGAAAUUGAUCAAAUGCAAUAUUUGUCUAUUAUUGACGGAACACCAUAGACUGCAUAAGGGUGAAUGUGAAAUCUGCCAAAGUUCAUCAGGAAGGACAUUCCCAACAAACACAUCACCACGCACACUGGCGAAAAAAUCUUCAAAUGUCAUAUUUGAGAGGAGGAAUUCACAUUACCAGAAGAAUUUCUCACAGAAGGUCGACUUUAUUGCAGAUCAACACGUGGACACUGACCUGAAUCUUUUCGAAUGUGAAAUUUGCCGAAAGACAUUCACCUCUAACUAUCGUUUGAGUCAACAUAAAUCAAUACACAUUGGUGAGAAACCAUUCCAAUGCGACAUUUGCCAAAAGAAAUUUGCACUCCAGUUUUACUUGACUAAACACUAUAACGAGCACACUGGUCUGAAUCUUUUCAAAUGUGGAAUUUGCCCAAAGAAAUUUACUUCAAUUUAUCGUUUUUCUCGACAUAAAUUAAUACACACUGGUUACGAACCAUUGCAAUGUGAUAUUUCUCAGAAGAAAUUCCCACGCAAGGAUCACUUGAUUGCACAUCACAAUGUGCACACUGGUCUGGAGCCUUUUGAAUGUGACACUUGUCAGAAACAAUUCACUUCUGCUGAUUCUUUGCGAGAACAUUCAAAACUGCACGAUAACUUGAAAUCAUUCGAACAUUCGAUCACAUACAAGAGAGAACACCCUGACGAGAAACCGUUCAAGUGCGAUAUUUGUCAAAAAGCGUUCAAACGAAAAUUCGAUUUGAAUGGCCACCGAAGAAGUCACACUGGCGAGAAACCUUUUGAAUGUCACAUUUGCCUGAAAAACUUCGCCUUAAAGAGGAGUUUGCUUGUUCAUAUUGAAAUGCAUACUGUGGGGAAGUCAUUCAAAUGCGAUAUAUGCGUGAAGUCGUUCAGUCGGAAGAGUGUUAUUAUAGAACACUGUAGACGCCAUACUGGCGAGGCACCUCACGAAUGUACCAUCUGUCAACAGAUAUUUGCUUUCAAAAGUAACUUGUUGACACACGUUGCUCUGCACGCUGGCGAGAAACCUUUUCAAUAUGAUGUGAAAAAGUCCAAAUUGAAAUGUCAAUUGAACAGUCACAGCAAAGCUCGUCACAGUGAGAUAACUGUGGAUAGUAAAAUUGUUGCUGCUAACGGUGAUACCAGCGGACAAUAUUUUGAAACAAAACAUAAAUUAAUACACACUGGUGAGGAACCAUUGCAAUGUGAUAUUUAUCAGGAGGAAUUCUCACACAAGGAUCACUUGAUUGUACAUCACAAUGUGCACACUGGUCUGGUGCCUUUUGAAUGUGACACUUGUCAGAAACAAUUCACUUCUGCUGAUUCUUUGCGAGAACAUUCAAAACUGCACGAUAACUUGAAAUCAUUCGAACAUUUGAUCACAUACAUGAGAGAACAAAUUGUCGAGAGACCGUUCAAGUGCGAUAUGUGUCAAAAAGCGUUCAAACGAAAGUUUGAUAUGACUCGCCAUCGAAUAAUGCACACUGGCGAGAAACCUUUUGAAUGUUACAUUUGCCUGAAAAACUGCACCUCAGAGAAGAAUUUGCUUUUUCAUAUUGAUACGCAUACAGCGGGGAAGUCAUUUAAAUGCGAUAUAUGCGAUAAAUCGUUCAGACAGAAAAGCGUUAUUAUAGAACACUGUAGACUACAUACUGGCGAGGCACCUCACGAAUGUACCAUCUGUCAACAGAUAUUCGCUUUCAAAAGUAACUUGUUGACACACGUUGCCCUGCACGCUGGCGGAAAACUUUUUCAACGUGAUUUGACAAAAUCCAAAUUGAAAAUUCAAUUGAACAGUCACAGUGGGAUACCUGUAGAAAGUACAAUUGUUGCUGCUAACGAUGAUACUAGCGGACUAUAUUCUGAAAAAAAGAUAAAAAGUUGGUCUAUUAAUGAAUUUGACGAUGAGAUUAAGACAGAAGUGAAGGAUGAAGUCGUCGAGGACACUAUUUUACCAACAGAUUCUGUAUUUGUGGAUAAAUGUGUGAAAAGUGAAAUUGAAUUUGUUCAUCAUGAACAGAAUUCGAGACAAUUCGUUAAAAUCGAAAAUGAACAAACCUACAGUGAUAAAUAUGAGUAG